CGUAGUUAGAGUCUAAAACAGAGUCAUGGCCGGUGCCAGGGUCCAUGCUGCUUUACCAGAUCCUCCUCUGCAGAGCGAAGAUGAGAACAAGGAGGAGGAGAAGGCGUUUGGAAAUAUCUUUGCAGAGUUAGAAUCUGUGGAUCUGCCUCUGGGAACCACUUUAAGGUCUAUUUACGAUGACCAGCCCAAUGCCCACAAACGUUUCAUGGAAAAGUUGGACGCCAGGAUAAGGAAUCAUGACCGUGAGAUUGAGAAGAUGUGCAACUUCCAUCAUCAAGGCUUUGUGGACGCCAUCACAGAGCUCCUCAAAGUCCGUGCUGAUGCAGAAAAAUUGAUGGGUCAGGUAACAGACACCAACCGAAGACUUCAGGAGGCUGGACGGGAGGUAACGGCUCAGACAGAGGAGGUGAUUCGCUGUCGCAUCCAGCAGAGGAACAUGGCCACCACUGUGGAGAAGCUGCAGCUCUGUAUACCAGUGCUGGAAAUGUACAGCAAACUGAAAGAGCAGCUGGAAUCCAAAAGGUAUUAUGCUGCGCUGAAAACCAUGGAGCAGCUGGAGAAGGUCUACAUUCCCAGAGUCAGUCAGUACAGAUUCUGUCAGAUCAUGGCUGAAAACCUGCCCAAACUCAGAGAAGAGAUCAAGGAGAUCUCCAUGUCCGACCUCAAGGACUUCCUGGAGAGCAUCAGAAAACACUCAGACAAGGUUGGAGAGACCGCCAUGAGACAGGCACAGCAGCACAGAACGUUUAACAGUGCAGUAGCCAAACAGGCCAGUACAGGCCACUACACCAAGCCUGUAUACUCCCUCAACGGACGAACACAUUCACAUGCUCACAAUGGCCUCAUGAUGGAGGAAGACUCUGGAGAUGAGGAGGAAGCUGAUGAAGAAAUUCUAACAGCUCAGGACCUGGUGGACUUCUCACCUGUCUACAGGUGUUUGCACAUAUACACAGUUCUGGGUGACCGGGAGACAUUUGAGAACUACUACAGGAAGCAGAGAAAGAAACAGGCACGGCUUGUUCUGCAGCCACAGGCUAACAUGCACGAAACAGUGGAAGGCUACAGAAGAUACUUCAAUCAGAUUGUAGGUUUCUUCGUAGUGGAGGACCACAUCCUUCACGCCACACAGGGGCUGGUGACCAGAGCUUUCACUGAUGAACUGUGGAACAUGGCGCUGUCCAAGAUCAUCGCUGUGCUCCGAACGCACUCUUCAUACUGUGAUGACCCAGACCUGGUCCUGGAGCUCAAGAACCUCAUAGUCAUUUUUGCUGACACACUACAGGGUUAUGGUUUCCCAGUGAACCGGCUGUUCGACCUGUUGUUUGAAGUCAGAGACCAGUACAAUGAAACUCUUCUCAAGAAGUGGGCGCUGGUUUUCAGGGAAAUCUUUGAGAUGGACAACUACAGUCCGAUCCCAGUGGAGACAGAGGAGGAGUACAAACUGGUAGUCAGCCGCUUUCCGUUCCACGAUGCUGAGAUAGAGAAGCAAGACUUUCCAAAGAAGCUACCGAUGUCUCAGUCCGUCCCUCAGAUCUACACACAGGUCAAAGAGUUCAUCUACGCCAGCCUGAAGUUCUCUGAGUCACUACAUCGCAGUUCAACAGAGAUCGACGACAUGUUGAGGAAAUCCACCAACCUACUGCUGACGAGAACGCUCAGCAGCUGCCUGCAGAACCUCAUCAAAAAGCCUCAUAUAGGACUAACUGAGCUGGUGCAGAUCAUCAUAAACACCACCCACCUGGAGCAGGCCUGCAGGUAUCUGGAGGAGUUUAUUACAAAUAUCACCAAUGUCUCCCCUGAAACAGUUCACACCACAAGACUCUACGGCUUAUCCACAUUUAAGGAUGCUCGUCAUGCUGCAGAAGGAGAGAUUUACACCAAACUCAACCAGAAGAUUGAUGAGUUUAUCCAGCUAGCAGACUAUGAAUGGGGCAUGGCGGAGUCAGACGGCCGGGCCUCUGGGUACCUCAUGGACCUGAUCAACUUCCUGCGUUCUACUUUCCAAGUCUUCACACAUCUACCGAAUAACAACAAUGACCAUGCAUCGAUGUCGGGUAAAGUGGCCCAGACAGCAUGCAUGUCAGCAUGCAAGCACCUAUCCACAUCACUGAUGCAGAUGUUGCUGGACACAGAGCUCAAACAGGUCAGCAUGGGAGCCAUUCAGCAGUUCAACCUAGACGUCAUUCAGUGUGAAUUGUUUGCAAGUUCAGAGCCAGUUCCUGGCUUUCAAGGAGACACUCUCCAGCUGGCCUUCAUCGACCUACGACAGCUCCUUGACCUCUUCAUGGUGUGGGAUUGGUCCACGUACCUGGCAGACUAUGGCCAGCCGACCUCCAAAUACCUGAGAGUGAAUCCAGCUACAGCCCUGGCUCUGCUGGAGAAGAUGAAGGACACGAGUAAGAAGAACAACAUCUUCUCUCAGUUCAGGAAGAAUGACAGAGACAAACAGAAGCUGAUAGAGACUGUGGUCAAACAGCUGAGGAGUCUGGUCAACGGCAUGUCCUCCUAAACACAGGUUUACACCCAGACCCAAAAACAGGAGCGGUGUGCGUGUGUCACAGAGAAAUUAAGAAGGAAACAUGCAUGCACACACUGAACUGCCAAGACUCUACUAGACAUAACACGUCUAAUAACACACAACAUGACAGGGAAUUUAAACAGAGAAAAGGGACAAACACGCAUCACGUAAAGGCACAGCAAUACACACAUACUGUACAAGGCAUGCAGGGAACAGACACAAACAUGAAGUCCUAACCUCUCCUUACUGUUAAACCCGACUCAAUACUCCAUGUAAAUAACAUACCCACACAUAAAACCCAACACAGUUUACUCAACUGAACAGUACAAUGUUGUAAAGUAUUUUUAAUGGUGAUGAUCAGACAAACUAUGUUUUGUACAUCUGUGAGAGUGUAAUGAUUGAACCUGCAGACACAGAGCGUGACAUGCAAGUGCUGGGACAGUGAGGUCAAAGUUCAACCCAUACUGUAACAGUUAAGUACCUAAAAAUCCUAAAAGAAUUAUCCUGACUAAUGUCAAACAUGGAUAUAAUCUCUGUGAAGGCCCUUUAUGUUUCACUAUGAAGCCAAAUGACAGCAAUUACCAUGUUAGAAAUGCUGACUUUACUUAAACUUCAAUCAGUGUAAGGCAAAAUGAUCUACUUAAGACUGGAUCUUCUGGAUUUUUUUUUUUUUUUUUUAAUUCAAGGAAGUUUCCCCUUCAGAGAACAAUAUUUUGGUUUAAAUUGCCAUGCAGGGAUCUGCAAAGUUAAGCUGUGUUUACAUGCCAGGCCAGCAUUUGGCAGCGUGACUUUGGGAUGAAUCAACAAUUGCAUGGCACAAUAUAAAGUUAUGUUCUAGAAAUAAACACAUUGCAACAAUUACAGAUGAAGCAACGUAUCAUGAAUAAAAGGAGGAAAAGGUCAAAGGUCUAACGUGAAAUAAAAUUAUGCAUGGAUCCAUUUUAGAAGUUGUUACACAGACGUUGACUGCCUUUGGCUUCUUUAGCUGCAGCCAAAGCUAACAUAGCUAUGCUAGCUAGAUAAAUAAUGUUACUAGAUAAGCAAAUGUAGCUUGAUUAGCUCAAGCAACAUGAGCUUUAAAAAAAAAAAAAAGAAGCUAAAGCUAACAUAGCUACAUGGGCUUAGUUAGCUGCUAUGUGAGCUUAGCAUGAGCUACAUUAGCUAUGUAGCUGUUAUUUAGCCAGCUUUAGCAAUGUGAGCUUUAGCAAACUUAGCUAUCUUAGCUAUUUAUCUAGUAGCCACUUUGUGACUUUAGCUUAAGCUAUGUAAGCUACAUUGCUAUGUUAGCUACAUAGCUCUGUUAUCUAUGCUGCUUAUGCCCUGGGGGGGUAUUUACUGCAUAAGAAUGUUUUCCUGGAGGGCAAGCUUUUUCCCUGUAAGUAGACUGUUUACUCGACUUUUUUAAUCAUUUUGUAAUCAGGUGUUGUAAGUCCGUUUUUUUAACGUUUAGUUUCUGUUAUUUUAACUGUACCUUAUUCCUCACUCUAACCCUUAACAAAAGUUGAACCUGAUUACAUUAAAAAAAAGUCUAAUGUGUGUUUCUGUUCUGAAAUACAUGAUAUCUCUCAGAUUCUUGUACAAGCCCAUUGGGCUUCAUUCCCUCCUUGCACCAUUUUUUGUUAAUGUGUGCUAAAUAAAUAAAACUAAACCUAACGAACAGUCUGCAGACUGUCUUCGAAAAUUGUGGAAUUUCCAUUAAAGUGGAUCCCAAAAUUUGAACAAAUUUUAGAAAUUUAGCAAAAUGAAGUACAAAUUAGUGCAUAUUUCCCUUCUUUACAGUUAAGCACAUCACAGCCCAAGUAUCAAGAGACUACAGGUCAAGCAGCAGGUGGUGCUGCUUAUGAAAAAAAAAAGAAUACUGCAGAGGAGGAGGGCUUGGCACUUCAUUGCAUUAUGUUUGAUAUUAGAGGUGCUGGAGAAAAUCCGUUCCUGUAAGAACUGCAAAAAUUGCAGAUAAUUUCUACAACUCUUUAUAGAGUGUAAAUGUCCAAAAAAGAUAUUUUCAAACAAUCUUGAUUUCAUCGUUAACAAUUUAUAACAGUAGCCAGUUUAAGCACCACAAACCCUGCAGCUUAUUUUAGCUUUACUGUCAGCAUUGUUAGACAAAUAUCUCUGUUUGAAUUUGGUAUCCACCCAAUAUGUAAGAAAAGACAGAGGCUCAUUGUCCCAGCACUUGAACCGUUGUUUCUGUGUUUGCAUGUGUGCAGAAACUGAGUGAUGCUGAGGUCUGGAAUGGAUGGAUGGAGAGAUGAAUGGAUGAUGACGUCUCGAAAGACUGAUGUUCAUGAAAAAGUGAAGUUCUGUUAAACCUCUCGGUGGAUUUUCUCGCUGUAAUUCUUUUUUUUUCUGCCUCACAUGCAUUUGUACAUUUGAAAACCCCCCAAAAAGACAUGACCAUCACAGCCAGGCUUUAUGAAGAGACUGUAUAUGAAGGUGACUCUCAGAUUGUACCAGGAAUAUUUGCAGUGUCACUUUCAAUGUAAAUGAGAAAAAGGGUAGAAACCUUAAAUUAUUUUGUUGUUUUUGUGUUACAAAACAAACAGUUAAGGGGCUUCCAGAUGGGAUGGAGUGCACUGUCAAACCCUGUCACGCAUGUUGCCCUGUGACGACACUGUGGUGCAUGCAGUAGGAGGAAAGAUUAUCCCACAAUUGCAAAUGGUAGUUAAAACAUAAUUUAAUGAUUUCAGCUCAUCAGUUCUUUUGAAUCUUGGUCUCCCAAACAAGCUGUUAAAAUGCUUCCUUCUCAGCCUGAACUAAAAUGAAAAUGGCAGCUCAAGGACGGUCAUAAACUCUCCCAAAUCCCAUCUUUCUCUGAGGACAUCAUAAACCUACAACCUUUUUCUUUGAUGCUCUUCCUCCCUCACAGAUAUAUGCAAAGGCUUUCUUUCCAAUAAUGAACUGACCCACUGGAUAUCUCAAGAUAUAACAAAGUAAAGCUACUGCUAGGUGGUUAUAUGCUUCUGCACCUUACUAACUUGUUGCUGUUCUGUUGUAUGCCUUUUUUAUGCUUACAUGAGUCUUGAGCUGCACCCUUAUUGUAGCUAAAGAAGGCUUAGCCCCCCCCCCCCAUCAAAAACAUGAUACAUUGCUGUCAAAAAUCAAUUCAAUUAAAUAUCAAUUAAUUAUUUGAAUUGUUUCAUUGAUAAAUCCCUACAACAUCACACCUCUGAAAAUGACGCAUUUUCCUAUCAUAAUAUCUUUGCAAUAGCUAUUUCAUAAGCAUUUAAUCAUGAUUUUAUCUAAUACCUGCAAAUCUAAUUUUAAUAACAAAGCUUCACAAGUCCGCUGAGCUUUUCUACGUCCCUCCAAGGGGGUCAUGGACCCUAGGUUCAAGUAGAAACUUUGGUAACUGAGAGGACCGCAUUGUUUUUAUUUCUCUGCCAGAGGGUCAAACUGAUUUUGGCCUUCUGGCAGUGAAAUGAAUCUGAUUUUAUUUUGAAAAUUUCCAUUCUGAGACAUAUGGCAUCUCAGAUGAACAGUUGUGAGAGUGGUUGUCAAAAGUGACUAUCUGCAGCCAGACUGUCCCCUAAGACGGCCCUUGAGAAAAACACAAGAACACAAAAGAUUCAUGUCACAGUGACAUUUGACCUCCAAAUUCUCAUCAGAUUAUCCUGGAGUCAGAGUGGACAUUUGAGCAAUGUCUGAAAAAAAAAGUGGAUUAAAGUGUUCUUUAGAUAUCAUAUUCACAUAUGUGAAAAUGGGGCUAAUGGUCUUGAUAUUUGACCUGUGACCUCCCGUUUCCAAUCUGUUCAUCCUUGAGGUAAAGUGAACAGUCAUUCAAGGUUUGAAGAAGGUUUUUCAAAGCAUUCUGGUGGUAUCAUGUUCACAAGAAUGUGCUUGGCUAUCACUGGCAGGGAGACAUAAAAAUAUCUAUUUUAUUACAACUAACACAAACUACUUCCUGACCAUGCAUUUGGUCACAAACUUGUGUUUUAGAUGGAUAUCACUUAGGCGUUUGUGCACCACUCCUGCACCAAACUCAGCACACACCACCUCCUAUCUGAAAGCUUCUUUCUGCAGACUUAGGUCGGGUCUAUGAAGGUUGUUGUAUUGGAUUUAUGAGUGAACAGCAAACUGCUGUGUUGGAUUGUUCCAGCGGUCCCUGCAUGAAGAGAUCGUAAAUGAAGGUUUUCAUCUGAUGUCAUACAGAAAAUAAUGACAUCUCUCAUGAGAUUUGGAUAUGUUUGGCGUAAAUGCAAGCAGAAUACACAACUCUUAAGAAUGUGAGUCAAGGUUAACAUCUUGGAAACCUUUGAGAAGAUUUUUUCCUCUGCAUAAACUCCGCAGGCCCUAACUCCAGUCACUUUAAAGGUUAAAGACUUUAUUUAUGUGAUUUUGACUACAGUUGUCUUUCAACUCACUCCAACUACUUCAUUCAUACUCGAAAACUUCUGUAAAUGUUAUGUUACCAGUGAUUAUGUACACAUAUUCUCUAUUUAACAGUUCUAUAACUUGCAGUGUAUUUUUUUGUUCCUCAGGGUGAAAUGAAGCUUUAGAAACUCAUAACCCACAUCCAGUUUAUCCACAAAGCACAGCAAUAAUGAAUCGGUUCUUUUAACAGCCUCUCAAACCUGCACGCGACUCCUGAUGUUUUAUAAUGAGACUGUUUUUAUUGGCUUUAUGUUUGGAGUCUGUGCUCCACUUUCAGCAGCAUUUUUGCACUGAAAUGGAUUUUUCCUUUAAGAUUUAUUUUGCCUCUUUUUUAAAGUUGCUUGUAAAUGCCACUGUAUAUACUGCAUAUUUUGUAAAGAAUAUUCCAGCAGUGUGUCUGCUACAAACAGAACUGGAGGUAGACAUGGUGAUGUGCACCUCUAUAGAUAACUAAGUAAAUAUAUAAUAAGAGUUUGACUUUGUUGCUUCCUUGGUGAACAGCUCGACAGUGUGAGGAGCUCAGUGAUUUACAUUGGUACCUUCUCUCCACUCAUCUGCAUGGUUACCAUACAAUAAUGCUUUAUUAUGUUCAAGCAUAAACCCUGUGUAAAAAAUGUGAAGUAUGUAAAUAACAGUCCAGAGGAUUUCAAGUGACUGCUUAUUGGUAUUAUCCAAAAUAAAGGACGAUUCCAAAUAAUGUUUCAACCAAA
Molecule: messenger RNA, 7599 nt
Organism: Cheilinus undulatus (humphead wrasse)
Lineage: Eukaryota; Metazoa; Chordata; Actinopteri; Labriformes; Labridae
Gene: exoc6
Product: exocyst complex component 6
Exons: 24
Coding region: 26-2509 (827 amino acids)
Biological process (GO): exocytosis; Golgi to plasma membrane transport; intracellular protein transport
Cellular component (GO): exocyst; membrane
Source: RefSeq, a predicted model, not a curated record